Molecule: messenger RNA, 1133 nt
Organism: Aspergillus japonicus CBS 114.51
Lineage: Eukaryota; Fungi; Ascomycota; Eurotiomycetes; Eurotiales; Aspergillaceae
Product: mitochondrial 54S ribosomal protein bL19m
Exons: 3
Coding region: 82-774 (230 amino acids)
Biological process (GO): translation
Cellular component (GO): mitochondrial large ribosomal subunit; ribosome
Molecular function (GO): structural constituent of ribosome
Source: RefSeq, a predicted model, not a curated record
GUUGUUUCCCGCUGCCUUCGCGCUCUCUCUCAACCAAUUCGACCCAGCAAACGGAACGCUGCAAGUUGCGCACAUCUCGCCAUGGCGAACUCCUCCUCGAUCCUGCAGCAGCUGGGCUGCUUCCGGUCGCUUCUCACCAAGCCCCGGGUGUCGGGGGUCACCACCACCACCACCAGCGGCCGCCGCAUGCUCACGACCGUCUGGUCCGCCAAACCGGCCCCGAUCCCCUUCCCCAAGAAAUUGCCUGAACAAUUCCACGAUCAAAUACCGAAGCGCUUCCGAUUGAACAUUGCCCGCAAGAAGAUGAAGAUCUACCCGCCACCCCCGCAGCUCAAGUGCAAGGACCCGAUCGACUUCAUCACGCAGACGCAACUCAACAAGCUGGACCCCUCGGGCAAGCGCCGCGAGCUCUUCGACUACCGGCGGCACGCCCGCAGCGUCAAGCCCGGCGACAUCAUCCGCGUGACGUUCAAGAACGGCGACCCGUUCGCCGGCGUGGUGCUGAGCAUCAAGCUGCGCGGCGCCGACACCUCCGUGCUGAUGCGCAACCAGCUGACGCGCGUCGGCGUCGAGAUGUCCGUCAAGGUGUUUUCCCCCAACGUCGAGAGCGUGGAGAUCGUGCAGCGCACGCAGAAGCGGAAGCGCAGAGCUCGCUUGUAUUACCUCAGACAGCCUAGACACGAUAUGGGCAGUGUUGAGAAUCUGGUCACCAACUACCUCAGACAGAAGAGAGCGCUCACUGGUGCGAAGAUGGGCGGCAACCAGAAGCGGUGAUUGUUGCGGUUGGGGUUGCGGUUGGGGUUGGCUGGAGGUUGCGACAACGGGCAUGGUUUGGGGCGAAUGUAUUUUUAUGUUAACUAGCAUGUGUAUAUUGGAUCUUAGGUCCGGGUGUUCGUUUUUUUUUUUUAUCUCGUUUCGUGUUUCGGAUACAGUUCAAAUCAAAAGAUCUGGGAUUUCCUCUUGGCUUUUUCUUUUUGUCUUCCAGUUUACACGGCAAGAGGUUUGUCUUUGUCUUUGGUUUGGGAUGAGAGACUUCGCAGAUACUUUUUCCACAUUUACACAUGAUGCCUCUACAUAUUGCUAUACGUUUCGGAUAUGGUUGUAUGCACCGAGCAUAUGAGCAUACCUAAGGC